AUGUCUAUUUUGAAAAAUAAGAGUGUUCUCUCCACUGUUUCUCCCUUUGCGUUCAGAUGCCUCUUGACUUCUGGGCAUCAGGGUCGUAUCAUUCCUGUGGAUGGGACAUGGUACAUGCCCAAUGUCCCAAAGAAUGGUAAGACUCAAUUUUUAACCGAAGAAAGACUUGAAAAUGCUGCUUUCUUCGACUUGGAUAAGAUAGCCUUACCGGGCUCAAAAUACCCUCAUAUGUUACCAACUUACUCCGGGUUUAAAGAAGCUAUGGAACAGUUGAAGUUAACUAGAGAUGAUAAGAUCGUUGUUUACGAUAAACAAGGUAUAUUCAGUGGCCCUCGUGUUGCAUGGACCUUCGCAUUAUUUGGCCAUCCAAAAGUAUAUCUUUUAGAUACUUACAAAGUGUACAAGGAUGGGUUUGAUUACCCUAUUGAAACAAAUGUUGUUGAAUCGAUUUCUACACCAUUAAACACCGAAGCCGAAGCUUACGACAUGGUUUCCGAAGCUCAAUUCAAUGACAACUACGCUCAAAAUGUCAUUGAAUAUGAAGAAUUGCUUUCUCUAGUAGAAUCUGGUGAAUUGGAAAAGGAGUAUAUUACUUUUGAUGCCCGGUCGGCUGAUCGGUUUUCGGGUGCAGCUCCGGAACCUCGUCCGGGGUUGAGCUCUGGUCACGUGCCUUCGGCUAAAUCUUUACCCUUCAAUAAGUUACUACAACCAGAUGGUACUUACAAACUGAAGGAAGAGCUAAUUGAGUUAUUUCUUAAUGAUUAUGGUUUGGACUUGGUCACCCCGGACUUGAACGGAAAGAAGGGAAUUAUAGUUAUGUGUGGAACCGGAGUUACUGCUGUAAUCAUCCGUUUUGCAAUAGAAGGAGUUAUUGGAGCAGAUGUUCCUAUUAGAGUUUAUGAUGGAAGUUGGACUGAAUGGGCCCAAAGAGCUCCAUCAGAAUACAUUGUUAAAGAUGCUUGA
This is a messenger RNA of Lizanozyma spartinae, 963 nucleotides long. Its product is annotated as thiosulfate sulfurtransferase. Lineage: Eukaryota; Fungi; Ascomycota; Pichiomycetes; Serinales; Debaryomycetaceae. The record is from RefSeq and is a predicted model, not a curated record. Gene Ontology annotation, molecular function: thiosulfate-cyanide sulfurtransferase activity. Gene Ontology annotation, biological process: transsulfuration. Gene Ontology annotation, cellular component: mitochondrion. Bases 1 to 963 code for a protein of 320 amino acids. The transcript has a single exon.